GGGUAGACCACCGCCAGUCAGAGUCGUUCCUCGGAGUUGUCGUCAGAAUCUAGAGAAAUGGAUCGGUGGGUUGGAAAAGUCGCCCUGGUGACGGGUGCCAGUUCGGGGAUCGGCGCCGGGGUCACCGAGGCCCUGGCGAAGGCGGGUCUCAAGGUGGUGGCCGCGGCCAGGAGAGAGGACCGUCUUCGGGAGCUCCAGGCCAAAGUCAAGGGCUCCAAGGGGGCGAUCUACCCCAAGAAGUGCGACGUCUCGAAGGAGGAAGACGUCCUGGAGAUCUUCCGGUGGAUCGAGAAGGAACUUGGAGGCGUCGACCUGGUUGUCAACAAUGCCGGAGUCCUCUACUCCGACACCAUAGAGGAAUCCUCCACGGAGAAAUUCCGCCAGAUUCUGGGAGUGAACGUCCUGGGCACCGCCACCUGCUGCAGGGAAGCCAUCCGCUCCCUGAAGAAGAGGGACGUGGAGGGGCAGAUUAUUAACGUCAACAGCAUCGCCGGGCACUACGCUCAGGCCCUCUUCGAUCCGCUCUCCAUCUAUCCCGCGAGCAAGUACGCGAUUACUGGCAUGACGGCCUCCCUUAUCAACGAGCUCGCUCUACAAAAGUCGAAGAUCAAAGUCACAAGUAUCAGUCCUGGAGCCGUGUACACCGACAUGAUCAAGAACGCCGGAUUCUCCGGUAACAUCUUCUCUCGAUAUCCAAUCCUGGAAGCCCAGGAGGUCGUCGACGCCAUCCUCUACGUCGUCUCGACGCCUCCGAACGUUCAGAUCACGGAAUUGACGCUCACGGGCCUUAAGUACUUGGCUUGAAAAAAAUCAACGAAAGACCACUACGAGGUCUUAUCCCGACGUAUGGUGACUGUUAAUUUAUUAAUAAUCUAAAACUAAUAAAACGCGACGUUACUGCCAA
Messenger RNA from Orussus abietinus, 904 nucleotides. RefSeq names its product farnesol dehydrogenase. NCBI's taxonomy places the organism in Eukaryota, Metazoa, Arthropoda, Insecta, Hymenoptera, Orussidae. The record is from RefSeq and is a predicted model, not a curated record. The transcript is spliced from 5 exons. The coding region runs from base 58 to 804 and encodes 248 amino acids.